AUGGCCUGGGAUCACUACAUGACCCUGCUACUGCUGGUGGCAGCCACCCUGGGCCUGGGUCAGGGACCACAUCCCGACUUUGGCCUCCAGCACAGAUAUGAUUGUGGGGUCCGGGGCAUGCAGCUACUGGUGUUCCCCAGACCAGGCCAGACCAUCCUUUUCAAGGUGCUGGAUGAAUUUGGGAACCGAUUUGAGGUGAAUAACUGCUCCAUCUGCUACCAUUGGGUCACCUCUGAACCCCAGGAGCCCGCCGUCUUCUCUGCUGAUUACAAAGGCUGCCAUGUGCUGGAGAAGGAUGGACAUUACUACCUGAGGGUAUUCAUAGAAGCUGUGCUGCCUGAUGGCCGUGUGGAUGUAGCACAAGCUGUCACUCUGAUCUGCCCCAAACCUGACCACGCCUGGACUCUGGACCCUCCCCUAAUACCACCUACCAUGUCCUCAUCUUCUACCCCUCAUACUCUUCCCCUCCAUUCCACCUCCAGCCACUCCUGGACUGACUCUGGCUAUGCCUUUUCUAGUGCAUUGUACCCAGAGCACAGCUUUGUCUACCCAACUCCUUCACCAUUCCUGGAACCUGGACCUGCCCUCUCCACUCUGCCUCAACCCCAGUGGGGCACGACGGGACACUGGGAAGCAACAGAGCCUUAUUACAUAGGUACCCAUCUAUCCCAGGAGCAGUGCCAGGUGGCCUCUGGGCACAUCCCCUGCAUGGUAAGAAGUAAAUAUAAGGAAGCCUGUCAGAAGGCCGGCUGCUGCUAUGACAACACCAGAGAGGUACCCUGUUACUAUGGCAACACAGCCACCAUCCAGUGUUUCAGAAGUGGCUACUUCAUCCUGGUCAUGUCCCAAGAAAUGGCCUUGGCACACAGGAUCACACUGGCUAAUGUCCACCUGGCCUACGCCCCUACCCGCUGCUCUCCAACCCAGAAGACAAGAGAUUUUGUGAUUUUCCAUGUCCCUCUCACCCACUGUGGUACCACUGUCCAGGUGGUCGGCAACCAGCUCAUCUAUGAGAACCAGUUGGUGUCUGACAUUCAUGUCCAAGAGGGGCCACAGGGUUCCAUCACUCGGGAUAGCACCUUCCGGCUUCAUGUCCGCUGUAUCUUCAAUGCUGGUGACUUCCUACCCAUCCAGGCAUCCAUCUACCCACCCCCAUCACCUGCCCCUGUGACACAGGUUGGUCCCCUGCGGCUGGAGAUGCGAAUUGCCAAAGACCAAACUUUUAGCACCUACUAUGGGGAAAAGGACUAUCCCCUCGUGAGGGUGCUUCAGGAGCCUGUCCAUGUGGAAGUCCGUCUCCUGCAGAGAACAGACCCCAGUCUGGUCCUGGUGCUACACGAGUGCUGGGCCACUCCCAGCGCCAACCCCUUCCAGCAGCCUCAGUGGCCCAUCCUGUCUGAUGGGUGUCCUUUCAGGGGUGACAGCUACAGAACCCAAAUGGUAGCCUUGGACAGGGCAGAGCUGCCAUUCAGUUCUCACUACCAACGCUUCACUGUUGCCACCUUCACCCUCCUGGACUCCAGCUCCCAGAGAGCCCUCAGGGGAGAGGUCUACUUCUUCUGCAAUGCCUCUGCCUGCUACCCAGCAGGGUUGGAGACGUGCUCAACGGUGUGCAGUUCUGGGACUACACGACGGCGACGAUCUUCAGGGCACCACAACACCACUGGCAGGCCCCUGGACAUCGUGAGCUCUCCAGGAGCUGUGGGCUUUGAGGACUCAUAUGAACUGCAGUCCCCAGGCUCCAACGGGAACUCCAACCUGAGGCCUCUGCUCUGGGUGCUCCUCUUGCUGCUGGCUAUUGCCCUGGUCGUGGGGGUUGGUAUUUUUGUGGGCCUAAGCCAGACCUGGGCCCAGAAGCUCUGGGAAGGCACCACUCGGUGAGUGGGCUCAAUAAAACACUGUUCCAA
Molecule: messenger RNA, 1907 nt
Organism: Castor canadensis (American beaver)
Lineage: Eukaryota; Metazoa; Chordata; Mammalia; Rodentia; Castoridae
Gene: Zp1
Product: zona pellucida glycoprotein 1
Biological process (GO): binding of sperm to zona pellucida; prevention of polyspermy
Cellular component (GO): egg coat
Molecular function (GO): structural constituent of egg coat; acrosin binding
Source: RefSeq, a predicted model, not a curated record